Messenger RNA from Cucurbitaria berberidis CBS 394.84, 1569 nucleotides. Its product is annotated as SPRY-domain-containing protein. Bases 1 to 1569 code for a protein of 522 amino acids. The transcript has 3 exons. Gene Ontology annotation, molecular function: protein binding. NCBI's taxonomy places the organism in Eukaryota, Fungi, Ascomycota, Dothideomycetes, Pleosporales, Cucurbitariaceae. The record is from RefSeq and is a predicted model, not a curated record.
AUGCUGCCACAAGAACCGCUGCAGGCGGAUUCGCCCUCAACGACCCUCUUCAGAUCAUAUCUCCCGAACGGCCAUGCCCCGUCCACACCGUCCGCAUUUCUCCAAGGACAGCAAACUUCACAUCAUGAUGCCGUACGGAUAGCAAAAUAUCAUACCGGCCUAGGUUCAACGGCGAAGGGCGUGAUGAUCGGCAUCUUCUCUGUGCUGGGAGCCGCGGGCCUCUGCCUUAUCAUUGCCACCGUUAUAUAUUACUUCCGGUACACACAGCAGGGUCGUAUCUUCCUAGAUCGGUUAUCGCGGCCGGGUGAAUACGACGAUGAACAGCAGUUUGCGAAAGAGGAAGCCGAGGCGCUGGAGGAAAUGGACGACAUCCAAAGAACAGAGUACAUGAGAGCAAAGGCUUUCGUACAAGUCAAUCCGCCCGAAUCCGUGCAGACCGACAUUUCCUUAUCGCAGUUCUUGGCAAUACAAGAGAAGGGUGUAUCUGCAUGGGAGUUUGAGCCCGAGCUCGAGAUUGCUAAUUGCUUCGUCGAAGGCCGAACCGAAAUCGAGUUCUUUGAUUCCGAGUGCAGCGUACAGAGCAAUCUGCCAAUACCGAAGCAAAAUGAAGUCUACUACUGGGAGGCCAAGGUUUAUGAGAAGCCAGAGAACACAAGCAUUGCUGUGGGAGUCACAACGAAACCGUAUCCGUUGUUCAGACUACCAGGGUACCACAAAGCUUCGAUAUCGUAUACAUCCAACGGAAAUCGCCGAUACAACCAGCCCUUCACGCCCUCUGCCUACGGUCCUGCAUACGUCCAAGGAGAUGUCAUUGGCGUUGGAUACCGACCACGAACCGGAACUCUUUUCUUCACUCGUAACGGGAAGAAGCUGGAUGAUGUCGCGCAUGGUCUCAAGACCCAGAACUUCUUUCCAACUGUCGGUGCAAACGGGCCGUGUCAGGUGCAUGUCAACUUUGGCCAGAUGGGAUUCGUCUUUAUUGAAGCAAACGUGAAGAAGUGGGGUCUUGCGCCGCAGACAGGCAGCUUGGCUCCUCCACCACCUUAUGGCAGCGAGCAAGGAUCAAUACUCCUAGACUCUGGUCGCGAGGGUAUAAGAGAGGGAAUGGCGGGAAACUACAUUCAAGCAGGUUUCGGACAUGCACGUUCUAGUAGCCAGCAAAUGCGCCUCGGACGACAUCAACCGACGAGCCCUGGGCCGCAGCGCAGUCCGACAGAUAUCUCUUUAGCGGCACUGAGCCUCGUCAACUCGAACGAAGACAUCGGCGAGGGCACUAGCGCAGAAGGCAACACGACGAUCACAGCUGCUCAAGGCCUUGGUUUCCUGCAGCCCGGGGACUUUCCACCGGAGUAUAGCAGCCCUGUGGGGUCGCCCGCGGCUAGGCACCGAGACUCAUACUGGGACGAGCGAGCACCACUUAUGCAGAACCAACAACGCCAAGGCAACACCAGCCCACCGAUUCCCAGCUACGAUGCUGCUAUCGCGCAGCACCAAACGCCACAGAUACGACCGCCGACGAUCAGGGUGCGGAGUUCUACGCAAACCUCGAGGCCAAGAGGGCCGCGCUGA